Messenger RNA from Linum trigynum, 4863 nucleotides. The record is from the annotation of a GenBank genome assembly. Lineage: Eukaryota; Viridiplantae; Streptophyta; Magnoliopsida; Malpighiales; Linaceae.
AAUGAUUGCACAACUCUAACCAUUUAAUUACAUAUGUGACAUGCAUUUGCCUUUGAUUUAUUGAUUUUUUUGGUUGAGUCAGUUAUUUUUUUGCAUAAUGAAGAAACCGAUACAACGAAAUAUGGUCACACAUGACCCUAUGUGGUAUAGCCUGCUCUACCAGCCAUCUAUCACAACUUGAACGAUAAAAAAAAAAUAGAUCAAAAGACAACUAUAAGUAUCCCAACCCUAUCAAAUCCGCCUGCAUAAUGGCGUUUCCAGCAACAAUAUAACCUAUCUCUGCCUUUAUCAAACCUGCAACUUUGUCCGUGUCUUUGCAUACUGAUCUGUGAACAACAUUGCAUCUCUCCUUCCAUUCAGAUGUCAACAAUACGCACCAAACCAUGGCAUGCCCUGCUCCUGAACUACUGCUAGCUGCAUUACUAACUACACACAACAUAGCAUCUCAAUCCCUGUGAUUCAAUAGACUGCAGUUCAACCAAGACGCAACCCGCCGUGUGAAAUAGCACUGCAUAAACAGAUGAUCUCGAGUCUCAACUGCCUUGCUGCAAAAAGGAUAGGAUGCAUCGGUGAUUUUCCCCCACCUGAGCAGCUUAUUCCGUGCAACAAUUGCAUUUUUUUUUAUCAAAAUCCAAGCAAUCAAACUAAAUCGUGGGGGUAAAGCUUGCACCAUACAAGUUUAUGCCAUGAGACAGCAGGAGCUUAAGAGCUUUAAUCCUCAACGUUUCACUAACUCUUCUAACUGGGUAAGUUACCAUCAAAUCAGAUCCCCAAUAUAUAUCAUUACCUAGUCCAUGAACUACUGCAUUUGAUUUAUUUUAACUGUUACAUACACGAAUGACAAAGAAACUGACCAAGAGGUCGUAGUUUAAGCAGCCUCCUCCAUGUCCAUGAACUACUGCAUUUGAUUUAUUUUAACUGUUACAUACACGAAUGACAAAGAAACUGACCCUUUAUUAAUUGUUAAUUUCUCAGUUUCCCAAUUCUGAUUUACGUUCUAUGACCAAAAGAAGCUUCCAAAUCCUCACCUAGCUGGCCAUGGUUAUGUCAAAAAAUCUUGGAGGAUUUUUGUUAGUGUAUUGACUUGUAAAUUUUGUGUCGUUAACGGUCUUUGCAAGUGAUAAAAAUAUAUUUGUCAUAAUGUAUUACAUGUUGAACACACUUUUAAGUUGAAUGAAUGACGAAGUAAUGAUAUUCGUAGGUUAUAUUGAAAGGUGACAUACUUGAUAAAUAGUUUGAAUGAUAAACAUGUUUUAUAAACUUUUCAAAAUUUCAAAACAUCGUGAUUAACUAUAAACACCGAUAGAGUUCAUCUUACUAUGUUUCUCUCCUUUUGGCCUAUGGAUUGUGUUCAUGUUCUACUCUAUGUAGAGAAAUGUCAAGUUAAGUCUCUCUUGUGUAUUUAUAUUUUUAUUGAACAAAGUUUUUUUUAUAUGCGUGGUGUUUAACUAGGUACCAUUUCCUGGUUUCAUGGCAGUAACGACAUCUGCAGUAGGUAAUGAUGAAAAUGAGAGGGAUUCUUCGGCGAAUAUGGUUUUUGUUCCUUUGACAAGGCUGUAUGUGAGGGUUUCCAUUCGGUGGGUGGUCUGGUGUUACGAGAGAUGUCAGGUACUGUGGUGGGUGCACACGGGAUGAUCUACUAUGGUCUUCAAAAUCCGAUACUAGUUCUCGGCACUACGGGAUACAAUCAGGUGGUGACAGCUCUGUGGAUUGGACGUUGUGUGGAUUGAAGGUGAUGCGAAGGUUAUUAUUGAUAAGGUGAACGCUAGUCAAAUUUGGGAUGCUGCUGGCAGUGACUUACUUGAAGAAAUUCGUCAUCUCAUGUCGUCUUCACCUGGGUUUCGGGUAAGAUUUUUGGGUAGGCGCACAAUAAGGUAGUUCAUAUGGUGGCUAGAAAAACCGUGUCUUUGUUUCCUACAAAUUAUAAAAGCUUCAACUUUCGAGCGUGGCUUUGAUCGGAGCCAAAAUUUGUGCAAAUUAAUGUUCUUGUUAAUACAAGCAAGCUUUUCGUAAGAAAAAAAAAAACUAGGUACCAUUUGCCAUGCCUAUCCACUAACAAGGACGGAUCAAUUCCCACGAAUGUACGUGAAAUGACGGUGAGAUAAGGGCAGCCCUUUUGCUCUAACAAUUCCUAAUCACACAUUACCCUUCUAAUAAUCUUAGGUGCCCUACCCUAGACUCCAUCCAUUCCCAAGUCCUAACUUAGCCCUACGAUUGUUAUAUAAUUGAUGGUUACCUGCUAACUAGCUAGCUAAUCAAUUUGCUGACUCCAUUUAUUGCAAUUUGCAUCCCCCAUUUUGUCACUAAAGGCUGCAAAGUAAAGAGGGUUAAAGCACGCACAAGGCAAAUUCCCAAGCCUCGCGCAUUUGCCCUCUUUCAUUUGUUUUCUUAUGCCGUGUCAAAUACUGCAAAGUGACUCAUAAGUCAGUCAUACCUAAUCUUGUUUAGGCCACUCAAAGUUGAAGUGUUAUCAAAUUUUCUAAACUCUCUUCAAUGAGGUGAAGGUUGAGGCUGAGCUCGUACAUGGUGGUUCUUUUCAAGUCAUUAGUCAGGAUACUUGAGGUCUUGAACUUGGUCGAAGAAGAUUAUCAUUUUUCUUGGGAGAAUGUCGCGUAUGUAUACUGUAUUUGAGCAAAUAGAACAUAUUCUCGAUAGAAGGAUUAUAGAUGGUUCAUUGGACCUAGGGCAUGCUAGGUAGCUCCUCAACUUGUCGUUCGUUGGCUUCAUUUAUAAUCGAGUUUUUAGCUCUAGGAUAAUGUUUUUGCUUGCAUAUAUUUGGAUAUGUCAUAAAAGAUUAAUCGAUGAGACUGUCAAAUCGAGCACAAUAGACCUCGAGGUCUUCAAUUUUUUACCAGGUGAACUUAUCAAGGGUAACAGAGAAAUGUACGCUAAACUCGCAAAGGAUGUUGACCAACAUGAACUUUCCAUAUGUUUGUCUAGUGAGCCUCUAUGGUUCUUAAGAUUCCAUGCUAAACCUUGGAUGAAAAAAGCAACUUAAUUGCACAUCAAGAGUAAAACUUGUUGCCAAACAAUAAAUAAAGGGACUAAAUCUAUACGUUUAUCUAAAGUUCGAUAAGACCCCACACCCAUCGCUACACAAGUGUGUAAUUCACUUGAUCAAAAGAACAGAGUGGGGUUUUCCUUUCUAUAUUCAGAACAAAAAGGUGGUGUGAUUCGCUUAUGUCCUUUUCCCUUCUCUGUUUCGCCCUUUUUCUUCCAAGCUCCAACUCUAAGUUGGGUUAGUGCUGAAUGCUGAUUGCCGGGGACUUCGAGUGGUUAAGAUUGAAAGUGACUAAGAACAAACCAACCAACCAACGGACAAACGGAACCAAACUUCCUAUGCACUAUAUAUAAUUUCAACAAAGCUUCUUUCCCAAUUGAUUAUUCCAUCUUCCCCACUUCCUCAAUUCUUUCAUCGCCAUCUUCUUCUACAACCCUCCUCUAGCUUAUCUGAAUACCUGAGCUGAGCUCAAUCAGCAAGUGCGGAAGUGCCGACCAAGCUACAAAAGUAAGCAAGCUUUUUUAUGCUUCUCCCCUGUUUCCAGCUCCUCCUGGGCUCUUACAAAGUUGGCGUCUUUAUCCCUUUUGGGAUUCUGAAUUUCUUGUUGUUUGGUUUUUGGUAUUCUUGGUUUGAUUUGGUUUUGCGUUUUUGUGCAGCUGGAGUGGGGGAAAGGGAAAGCGAAUCCAAUUGUGAACAACUUGAGAGCCAGGCUGCGGCUGAAGCCUAUGCCCUUGAUGAACGUGUUUCAUGAUGGUGAUGGCUUCCCCAGGAUCGUUCUCGCCGACCCUUCUGGCUCAUCAGCUGAGGUGCUUCUGUAUGGGGGCCAGGUUGUCUCCUGGAAGAAUGAAAGGAGAGAAGAACUACUCUUUAUGAGCAGCAAGGCCAUAUGGAAGCCACCUAAGGCCAUCCGAGGGGGAAUACCUGUCUUCUUUCCUCAGUUUGGAAAUCUUGGUACUUCGGAGAGAAAUGGAUUUGCUAGGAAUAAAUUCUGGACGAUAGACAGUGAUCCUUCACCUUUGCCUCCAUCAAACAACCACUCAUCAGUAGAUCUUCUGUUGAAGUCCACAGAUGAGGACCUGAAGAUCUGGCCUCGGAGCUUUGAGUUACGGCUUCGUGUCUCCCUUAGUGCUGGAAAGCUCACUUUGAUACCUCGCGUGAGAAACACAGAUACCAAACCUUUCUCUUUCACAUUUGCUCUCCGAAACUAUUUAUCUGUAUCAGAUAUCAGUGAAGUGCGUGUUGAAGGCUUGGAGACACUUGACUACUUAGACAAUCUUAUGAGGCGAGAGAGGUUUACUGAACAGGCAGAUGCAAUCACUUUUGAUGGCGAGGUUGACAGAAUAUAUUUGAGCUCUCCACAGAAGAUUGCCAUUAUAGACCACGAGAAGAAGAGAACUUUUGUGCUGCGCAAGGAUGGGAUGCCUGAUGCAGGUAUGUGGAAUCCUUGGGACAAAAGGGCCAAAACAGUGCCUGAUUUGGGAUACGAGGACUACAAAACCAUGUUGUGUGUGGAUUCUGCUGUCACUGAAACCCCAAUCGUCCUAAAACCUUUGGAAGAAUGGAAAGGCUACCAGGAGCUCUCUACUGUUUCAUCAAGUUAUUGCAGUGGGCAAUUAGAUCCUCGAAAGGUUCUUUACGGUUUCUGAUGAACUUGAUCAGUUCACGUAGUGUGUAUAAGUAAGAUUAUUGACUCAACAACCUUUCUCCCAAUAAGUUAUAUAUACUACUAGUAGAAAAGCUAUAAAAUUUAGGGAUUUGGUCUUGCAGUGAGUCAAUUCCACAUUGCUGAGCAACAAGAUAUUUGUAUGUUGCCUCUUUGUGAUGAUAUGAUAUUAUCAAUAUUUCUGAGAUGUAAUUAGAAA